AUGGCCAGCCGCCUCUCCGAAGACCCGAACAACAAGGUCCUGGUGCUGGAAUUCGGCGGAACGGAUAUCGGCCCGCUGAUCCAGAUGCCGGCUGCCCUCUCCUAUCCGAUGAACAUGCCGUUUUAUGAUUGGGGUUACGAAAGCGAGCCUGAACCGCACCUUGGAGGACGCCGCCUGGCAACUCCACGCGGCAAAGUCAUCGGCGGCUCGUCCUCCAUCAACGGCAUGGUCUAUGUGCGCGGUCAUGCGUGUGAUUUCGAUACCUGGGAAGAGAUGGGUGCCAGCGGCUGGGGCUAUCGGCAUGUGCUUCCUUACUACAAGCGCAUGGAGCAGAAUCCGCAAGGUCAGGAAGGUUGGCGCGGGACCGACGGACCGCUGCACGUUCAGCGGGGCACCAAAUGGAACCCGCUGUUUCACGCGUUCCGCGAUGCGGGCCGUCAGGCCGGCUACGGCGUUACCGAAGACUACAAUGGUGAAAAACAGGAAGGCUUCGGCGACAUGGAGAUGACGGUCCACAAGGGCCGACGCUGGUCAGCUGCCAAUGCCUAUCUGAAGCCAGCCCUGAAGCGCGGCAACCUGGAACUCAUAAAGGGGGCCCUGGUUCGCAAGGUUCUGAUCGAGAACAACCGGGCUGUCGGUGUGGAAUUCGAAAUCGGAGGGGAAAUACGCGUUGCCAACGCACAGCGCGAGGUCAUUCUCUCAGCCUCUUCCGUCAACUCACCCAAGAUCCUGAUGCUGUCCGGGAUCGGUCCUGCCGACCAGCUUACAGAUCUCGGCAUCGAUGUUGUCUCUGACCGCCGGGGUGUCGGUGCCAACCUGCAGGAUCACCUGGAACUUUACAUUCAGCAGGCCUGCACCCAACCGAUCACGCUCUACAAACACUGGAAUCUCUUUUCCAAGGCGCUGAUAGGCGCACAAUGGCUGUUUUUCAAAAAUGGUCUGGGCGCGUCGAACCAGUUCGAGAGCUGCGCCUUCAUCCGCACGAAAGCCGGCGUACAAUAUCCCGAUAUCCAGUAUCAUUUCCUGCCCUUUGCCGUGCGUUACGACGGUCAGGCAGCGGCGGAAGGUCAUGGUUUCCAGGCACAUGUCGGCCCGAUGCGGUCGAAGUCACGCGGCCGGGUGAAACUGUCGUCGAACGACCCGAAAGACAAACCCUCGAUCCUCUUCAACUACAUGUCCCACAACGAGGACUGGGAGGACUUCAGGACUUGCAUCCGUCUGACCCGGGAAAUUUUCAGUCAGGAAGCCUUCGCCCCUUAUCGUGGCAAGGAAAUCCAGCCGGGAGACAGCGUGCAGAGCGACGUAGCGCUCGACGACUUUAUCCGGGAGCACGUGGAAAGCGCUUAUCAUCCGUGCGGCACAUGCAAGAUGGGCGCUUCAGACGACCCGAUGGCGGUGGUCGAUCCCGAGUGCCGUGUCAUCGGUGUCGAGGGUCUGCGCGUGGCGGACAGCUCGAUCUUUCCGCAAAUCACCAAUGGCAACCUCAACGGACCGUCCAUUAUGGUUGGCGAGAAGGCAGCCGAUCAUAUCCUUGGCAAGGAUCCGCUGCCGCCUUCGAACCAGCAACCGUGGAUCCAUCCGGACUGGGAAAACAGUCAACGUUAA
Messenger RNA from Effrenium voratum, 1605 nucleotides. Lineage: Eukaryota; Dinophyceae; Suessiales; Symbiodiniaceae. The record is from the annotation of a GenBank genome assembly.